Exophiala xenobiotica is the source of this 1327-nucleotide messenger RNA. Its product is annotated as agmatinase. Gene Ontology annotation, molecular function: agmatinase activity; metal ion binding. Lineage: Eukaryota; Fungi; Ascomycota; Eurotiomycetes; Chaetothyriales; Herpotrichiellaceae. The coding region runs from base 1 to 1215 and encodes 404 amino acids. The record is from RefSeq and is a predicted model, not a curated record. The transcript has a single exon.
AUGGCUCGCUCUCAAGCAGUUGUCCUUGCCCUCACGGCCAUCCUCUCCAUUCUUGCAGCUGCCCAAUCGCACUCGCAUUCUCACGCCGACGAGCCGGCACUCUCGUCCAUUCCCGUUGGUCCGAACUAUGACUUUACACUCGAGGAUCUAGAUAAGGACCUGCCCUUCAGUCAGCCUGUUACAUUCGCCCACCUCCCCUGGCAGCGCUGUUUUUCCGCGGCGCAUAGCUCUCCUCUCGACAUUGCGAUCGUGGGAUUUCCAUACGACACAUCGACAUCUUACAGACCUGGAGCACGCUUUGGACCUCGAGGCAUCCGUGCGGCCAGUUCCCGUGAGAAAAAGGGUCGCAGCUACAACACGGUCUGGGGCAUCGACCCGCUCACGGCGGGCAAUCUCAACAUUGUCGAUUGCGGCGACAUCCCGAUCACGCCGUUCGACGCUCAGCACGCGUUUCGCCAGAUGGAGCAGGGCUAUCGGCAGAUCUUGUGGCACAAUACUACAGCCGCAGCAGGAGAGAGCUGGAAGAGGCCACGCGUGCUCAGCCUCGGUGGGGAUCAUAGUAUCGUCCUGCCGAUCUUGCGGAGUCUAAAGGAAGUCUACGGCCCGAUCAGUGUGAUCCAUCUCGACAGUCACUUGGACACGUGGGAUCCGUAUGCCGGGUACACGGGUAUUGUAAGUGAGCAGAGCGCCAUCACGCACGGGACGUUCUUCUGGCACGCCAGUCGGGAAGGGUGUAUCAGUAAGGGGACGAGCGUGCAUGGCGGAUUGAGGACAAAGUUGUUUAGCCCGAAUGAUUAUGUGAUUGACCGGGAUGUUGUGGGGUUCACGAUAAUUGAGGCGCACGAGAUCGACGACGAGCCUGGUGGGAUGGAUGGAAUCGUAAAGCGUGUGAGAAAGGUGGUGGGCGAUACUCCGGUUUACUUGAGUAUUGAUAUCGAUGUGCUUGAUCCGAGUAUUGCGCCGGCCACGGGGACGCCUGAAUCGGGCGGAUGGACGACGCGAGAGGUUAAAAGGUUCAUCAAAGGUUUGGAAGGUGUGAGGCUGGUUGGCGCCGAUGUCGUGGAGGUUAGUCCGCCAUAUGAUACGAGUGCCGAGGUCACGAGUGUGGCGGCGAGUGAUUUGCUGGUGGAUACUCUGGCGUUGAUGGUGAAGGAUUCGGUGCUGGCAACGGGGGACGGUACGAAGACAGACACAGAGGGAAAGGAUGAGUUGUGAAGGGAAGAGGUGCCUCGGACAGCAAAGACCGCAAUAACCUCGAAACUGGGGGCGACUUUUGUCAGCCCCAAGACGAGAGCAUACUGAACGGGGAAAAGGCAGUAAGUCGUGG